UAACAGCGUGCUGUAUAAAAGCCGGCUGAAAAACAACUACAGUUACAUUUGCGGUGAGCGUGCAAGGAGGUUAGCGGCGAUACAUCGAAGGAACUACCGCCUGUGUGUGUGUUAUUUGCGCCGUUUCUUCACAGAGAACCGACGGGCUGUAGUCCAUAGAAAUGAGAACCUUCCAGCUGUUGUUUACCCUGGGCCUGGCGGUGGCGUCCUAUACAGCCAAAGUGCCGGUGGGGAAGCCUGUAGAGGUAGCGCCAUCUAGCGGACAGAAGGAAGAGGUGCAGCCGUACAUGGAGGUGGAGGUGAUAGAAAAGCCGAAGCCCCGACAACGUAGCUUCACUCCCAGCAAGUGCUGUUCCAUCGGCAAGCGCGUCGCUCUGAAACAGCUGUCCUGCUCCGUGGACGUCCACCAGGUGGCCAAGAAGAAUAACGGCGCGCACAAGAAGAAGAUGAAGUUCCACGGGCCCGAGCCCGCAGGCAAGCGGAACCAGAAGGGCCUAAUGCGGAGGGUGGAAAAGUGUGCUCCGCUGAAGGACACGUCGUCCAUGUUUAUGAAAUGUUGCCAGGUCCAGACGCACUACAUGAAGAAAGUGGACCGGUGCCGGGACCUUCCUACCCGUAAGCAACAGAGGCAGUGCCGCCGAGCUCUCAGGGGCGAGAAACCCAGCGGGAGAUCCAUGCGUCUCAACAGAGAGUAGAACACCUGGUCUCAGAACUUUGCUUUUACCAUACAUUCCUUUGUGAAAAAGAUUACCUACGAACUCAGGUGCAAACGACUCAGUUAUGGCUUUGUAUAUUGCAUUGUUAACAGACCUGUAUGUUAUGUUUGACCAUAUGGGUACCAGCUUGCUGUAGACAUGUAUCAAAUCAAAGAUUGUUCAGAUCUGUUGUUUGAUUGCAUACCAAGACAUAAAGCCCUCAGCGUCCAAACGCAGGAGAUUUGUUCUUCAAAGAUAAUACUUAAAAGGUUGUAGUGAGGACCUCCUUCAUGUAACACAUUUCAGCAGCCACAGUGGCAUUGACAACUUGCAAGACUCACGUGUAGGGCCAUUGAAAAGCUAACCAACACUGCCGGCCAUGGAUAACCUUGCACUAAUGUGUAUUUAUUGUGACAUCCAGUGCUGUGUACAUCAGCAAUGUAUAUUACCGUCACAGGGGGUAUGUGUUUUAGUUGAUUAGCCAAAUUCUUGUUGCACAUCCAUCACGGCUGUAAGCCAGGAGCACGGGAGUUUCCCUGUUUAUAUUGUGAAUACUGAAGCCCCAGGAUAUGUUUUGGAUAGUGCAAGUCCUUGAACUUGAUGUAGAAAAACAAGUGACGGAGAAAAGAGAUCCCAGAUGUGAAGGGCACAUGUGUGCCUGGUUCAGUCAUCCUUCCUACCAACGUUGGGUCAGGGUUGCGUCCUAGCGGAGAGCUGAUGAACUGCACGCCAAGAAUGUUUUGUACAUAAAGAGUGAUCCGAAUCCUUGUAAAAAUCAUGGAAAUGUCGGAAAAUAAAAAGUUACGAAUGGU
Messenger RNA from Branchiostoma floridae (Florida lancelet), 1507 nucleotides. RefSeq lists its product as uncharacterized. The record is from RefSeq and is a predicted model, not a curated record. The coding region runs from base 162 to 695 and encodes 177 amino acids. The transcript is spliced from 2 exons. Lineage: Eukaryota; Metazoa; Chordata; Leptocardii; Amphioxiformes; Branchiostomatidae.